AUGACUAUUCAAACUACUUUAACUGCCCAAAAGCUCGGUAAAUACUUUGAUCAUGCUGUUCUUCGACCAGAUCAAACAACAGAAGAUGUGAUUAAAGGAUGCGAAGUUGCCAAAAAGUACAACCUUGCCUCCGUUUGCGUAAAGCCUUGCGACGUAAGCCAGGCUUGUAAACUAUUAGAAGACACGGAUGUUGAUGUUGGCACAGUUAUAUCAUUUCCUCAUGGUAACUCUACUACUGAGGCCAAGGUAGCUGAAAGCUUACAAGCCAUUCAAGACGGUGCUGUCGAGUUAGAUGUGGUCAUAAAUAUCGGAUUUGUGAAGUCUGGUCUAUAUGAAAAGGUACAACAAGAGCUGAAAAAGAUUGUUGACCUAUCUAAGGAGAAAAAGCAAGAUGUUUGCAUCAAGGUAAUUUUUGAAACGGCCUAUUUAACGAAUGAUGAAAUUGUAAAGACUUGUGAGUUAUGCAUGGCAUCUGGUGUCGAUUACGUCAAGACUUCGACUGGAUUUGGUCCUGGUGGAGCUACUUAUGAACAUAUUGAAUUGAUGAGAAAGACUGUACCAAAUACAAUGGGCGUUAAAGCAUCAGGUGGUAUUAAAACAUUAGAGCAAGUACUAAAGUACAUUGAGUUAGGCGCAACUCGUAUUGGCUCCUCGUCCUCAGGUGCAAUUAUAGAAGAGUUUAAAGCAGCUCAAAAGUAG
Molecule: messenger RNA, 699 nt
Organism: Mycotypha africana
Lineage: Eukaryota; Fungi; Mucoromycota; Mucoromycetes; Mucorales; Mycotyphaceae
Product: deoxyribose-phosphate aldolase
Exons: 1
Coding region: 1-699 (232 amino acids)
Biological process (GO): deoxyribonucleotide catabolic process; carbohydrate catabolic process
Cellular component (GO): cytoplasm
Molecular function (GO): deoxyribose-phosphate aldolase activity
Source: RefSeq, a predicted model, not a curated record